GAAUUGACAGACUGCUGACUGCUUGUUACUUACCCAUCACUCCCGGGUUCUUAUAUCCCAGAGUGCGGGGAAGCUCCUGUCUGCCCCUCUUUUCUCUCUUUUGGGGAAGGGAAAGAAGGUGAGGUGUUCAUCGACUUGCAUCGGCCGAUUUCAACCAAGAGGAGGAGAACCCUGAACUGCCACAUACACUCCUCUCCACAAGCAUCCCCCGACCUCUCGUCUCAUAAGCAAAGAAGACUCUGUUUUGGUCCCUCCCUCCUGCAUCGUCGUGCCGCACGAUUCGGGGGCCGACAAUUCUCACGUAACCGAGGGGAGGACAGCGCACGACGCAUCCACAACCGCCGCCGCCGCCGCCGCCGCGUGCCUGGUUCGUUCGCCCGUUUCACGGUACCACCGCAUCGGGUUUCCUUCAGCCGCCACCGCCGCCGCCGCGGCGAACCCGCUGCGCGCCGAUCCUUCAAGGAGGCCACAUGGACCAGACCACGUCGGCCCCGGGCUCAGGUCCAAAGUCCCACGAUGAGACGUCGGAGAACGACAUUCCUUCGUGCCAAGGUUGUCGUCGUCGCAAGCUACGGUGCUCGCGCGACCAACCAAUAUGCUCCCAUUGCAAGCGGUUGGACUCGCCAUGCGUCUAUGACUUAAAGAAGAAUAAGCCGGGCAUCAAACCCGGCGCGGUUGAGAGUCUCAAUCGCAGAGUGGAGGUUCUCGAAAAUGCAUUGCUGCAGAAAUCUCAUGGAGGAAGCGGCCUUCCUAGCCACACGGGCGGCACAGAGUCCGGCCACGCACUAGAAGAGUCUCAGAACGUCGUCGGGAUCCUCUCGCUGCUAGCCCGAGAGCUGCACAAACUCACUUCUAGGCACAGGGGGGGCUCGCAAUCCGAUACACCCGAAGUAGCAGCUGACCACGCCAUACUCUCUCCAUCAACGUCAAGUUCGUCCAGGCGACGCACUGUUGAUGGCAUUGAGGUUGUGUCACAUCCUCACAAUCAGCCAAGGAAACGUCGAAGGGUGGACAGCUGUGGGAAUCCCAAUAUUGAGCUCGCGUUCCCUUUGGAGGAUUUGGAAAACAUCACGACAAGCUUGCCACCACCUGACCUCCUCGAGGACAUUAUCAAUAUCUAUUUCAACAUCAUUCAUCCCUGGAUACCCAUACUUCACGAGACAGUGUUUCGGAGAAGAGUGCAUGAUCCAGAACAACUUCCGGUACUCGUAGUGGUGCUGCAUGCCAUGGUAGUUACAGCCCUUCGCUAUGUUGAUAAUAAUACCGAGACUCGUCCUUCAGCCCAGGAGAUAGAGCGUACAGCCAUGCGUUCAAGGAACAUUGUCAUUCUAAAUGCAAUGAACCAGCUUUCCGUCGAGAACUUACAAGCUCUAAUCAUAUUGGCAUUCAAUGAUAUUGGAAAUGGUGAUGUGUCGAAAGCUUGGUCGAUUGUCGGAUCCCUAACAAGAACAGUUGAAUAUCUUCAAUUGAGUGUAGAGUCUGAUAAUAAAGAGAAAGAGCCUCUACUGAAGCCUUUGCCAUCGAUUUCUCCGCCCCAGAACUGGACGGAGGAAGAGGAGCGUCGACGUGUCUUUUGGAACAUUUUCAAUCUGGAUAGGUGGAACACUAGUCUGACGUCUGACGAUGUUCAUCGCAGACUCCCAGCUGAUGGUGGUCUGUGGCAUAAAGAAGAGGCUGUAAUCACCCCCUUCUUCGGAAUUUGGGAUCGCUCUGCAGCCAAGAUGGGCAACUCCAUCGUCUUUCUGCCCGAACACUAUCCGAGCCCAGAGAAAACAGCAGAUGUACCGUCGCAGACACCAGUGACCUCCAAUUCUCAAAAGGGGCAGAACACGGUCGACAUGACAACCGUCGGCGCAUUUUCAUACUGUAUAGAGGCCACAGAAAGUCUCAGCAGGGUCACUACUUACUUUCUUCAACAAAAGAUCGACUUCGAGGACAGAGGAGAAGUCUCAUGUUGGCUCACUAGGUUCAAAGAGCUGGAUUUGCGCCUAGUACACUGGAAAAUGUUUUUGCCUCAGAAGUGGAAAGACUCCAACAUAUCCCGGCAGCCGGCUCUCAUCAACAUGGACCCCAAUCUGACGCUCGCGCAUGUGACCCAUAACACAUCCAUGAUCCUCCUCCACCAACGCAUAGCUUAUCCAGAGGCUCAUUGGUCGAAUAUAUUCAAGCUGCCGAGCUUUUGUAGUGCAGAGACCUGCCAGGAAGCUGCCAUUGAGACAACGACAAUCACGCAAAAGUACCUGAAGUAUACUCCCGAUAACAGUCCUGCCACCAGCCAAUUCGCAUUCUGUGUCUUUAUUAGUGCGAGAGUGCUAUUGGUUCAUUGGCGAUACUAUGACGCCGAGCUCGCCCCUGAGUUCUGGGUCCUUGUUGAGAGCAUGGAGGAAAUGGCUAGGCGAUGGGUCGGCCCAAUUCUCCGAGAGAAGCUCGACCAAUGUCUCGCUGGGAAAUACGCCGCGCGGCUUCGUGAGCUGCACCGUAAUUGCGAGGCAGAUCCUCAUUUCAACAUCGACGUGUUGGGAUACUCCAGCUGCACCAGCAGCCGAGCAUGUAGUCCGGCUGCUCAAACGCCAACUUUCACUCACCAGCAGGGCAACAACACCCCGUUCGCCCAACACUCUAACAGGAUGGCGCCUCGUGCGUCUUUAAGUUCGAUGGCGCCCAACCAGGCGACUGCCGCAUCGCAAUCUCGGCCUCCGCCCAUAUACGCAAACCAGCAAUCGCCAAGCCAGCUGCGCCAUGGAUCAAUGAUUGGGCCCAUGGGCUCUUCUUUGCCGAUGGCCAGUUUCACGCCUCGGGACUCUGACGCACCCGAUGAGCUCUCUGCCAUCUCUCACAUGCUCAUGGAUCAACGAUUCAUGGAAAUGGACCGAAUCAUCAGUUUUGAUGACAUGAUGUUUACAGCGCAGACCGCGAAUAAUGGCAACUCAGGUAUGCCAGUAAAUGAAUGGGGUCAAGUUGAUGAUACGCGAAUAGAGUAACGAGGCAGAAAUCCAGCAAGAAGAGCAGGUAAGUCGGUUUGGAAUCUAUUUACGAUAUUGUAAUGAACCGCAGCAUCUGUCAAAGAAGAGCGUAAGACAGUUGUUCUAUCUAGAUACUGCGUAUUAAAGUAAUACUGAGUAGAAAUACCUUC
This is a messenger RNA of Colletotrichum navitas, 3133 nucleotides long. Its product is annotated as fungal-specific transcription factor domain-containing protein. Gene Ontology annotation, molecular function: DNA-binding transcription factor activity, RNA polymerase II-specific; DNA binding; zinc ion binding. Gene Ontology annotation, cellular component: nucleus. The record is from RefSeq and is a predicted model, not a curated record. The coding region runs from base 471 to 2981 and encodes 836 amino acids. Gene Ontology annotation, biological process: regulation of DNA-templated transcription; DNA-templated transcription. The transcript is spliced from 7 exons. NCBI's taxonomy places the organism in Eukaryota, Fungi, Ascomycota, Sordariomycetes, Glomerellales, Glomerellaceae.